UGUCAUGAUUUUUUUUGCUUUUCGCCCUUCUCGUCCUCACGCUUUUGAUGCCAGUUUCUAUCUGCUUUCUUUUGAUUAGCUGAGACAAUCUCAAUCUGGUGUUUGAGGAUGAAUCGUCCAUCGUCCAUCCGCAGAUGCCCUUCGUCAUAUGUGGCUCGAUCCUCCCGUCAAAACAUCCAGGCCGAACACACGUACAUACAGCGUGUCCCUACGCUUUAUACCAGACAACUCGCUAUCCGUUGCCUUCUCUAACCCUACCGCCACUCUCCAGUAUACGAAACCCGUACUCCCCACAAAACUCUUGCUUCAAGGGCUCCAAUGUUUUUACCCAAACCGGGAGUCUAUCGGCUCGUCAAUGUCCAAAGCAACACAGCUCUUGACCUUUCGGAGGGAGACGGAAAGAGCUUCAUAGGCUGGACCAAGCACGACAACCCAAACCAACAAUUUGUCUUCACCCCUCUCGGUCACGGUGGAGGAUACCUCAUCCAAAGCGCAUGGAACGGUAACUAUGCCACAAUCGAAGAUGGAAUCUGUACGGGAACCGCAGUGGUGGGGAGUGGGUUUCCUGUUACAUGGGCUCUGGAAGACGUUACACCUGAAAUGCAUGAAACGCACGCUCCUCGAAGUAACGGAUCCUGCUUCCGAAUUCGCUGGCCGAAUAGUCGGUAUGUGUUUGAUUUGGAAGGAUAUGGAUGCGAUAAGGAUGGAACGAGGAUCCAACUCGCUUACGAGCAAAAUCCAGUCCAUCCAUGUCAAGUUUGGCGAUUCGAGGAGAUAUCAUAUACUGUUCCUCUGACUUGCGGCGUGAACGUGGACGCCGCUACUCCUCUCGCUAAAUUUGAUCCUGGAUUAGAGGUGCCCUCAGGUUGGUUAGUUGAUGAUUUAGAGGACGAAUCGGAUGAGGAUUCGGACUACGGUGAAUUCCAAGACGCAUCGGAAGACGGGCUCGAGCUCGAGCUCAUCUCGGCUGUAACGCCAAUCAAUUCUACUCCAACCAAUAAAGAAGACAAGGAGGUCGAGAAAUAUAAGAUUGGGCGAUUCUUUGACUAUUCAGACGAAGAAGAGAAAGGGAGAUUGAGGCAGUCUCAGAUGACUGGUAUCAUGACUACUAGCUCAACGGGCAUGACUACAAUGGUGUACAAGGACAUGUAUUGCACGAAGCAAGUGCACUGAUGAGAACACAUGAAUAUGUGUAAUCUAUCAUGACCUAACCCAGCCUGUUGUGAUAAGUCAAGUGAAAAUAGUUGAAUAUGAGCAGCAGGUGAAUUCCC
Molecule: messenger RNA, 1271 nt
Organism: Lentinula edodes (shiitake mushroom)
Lineage: Eukaryota; Fungi; Basidiomycota; Agaricomycetes; Agaricales; Omphalotaceae
Product: ricin B lectin domain-containing protein
Exons: 5
Coding region: 319-1173 (284 amino acids)
Source: RefSeq, a predicted model, not a curated record